This is a messenger RNA of Aspergillus pseudoviridinutans, 1176 nucleotides long. RefSeq lists its product as uncharacterized. The record is from RefSeq and is a predicted model, not a curated record. NCBI's taxonomy places the organism in Eukaryota, Fungi, Ascomycota, Eurotiomycetes, Eurotiales, Aspergillaceae. Gene Ontology annotation, cellular component: mitochondrial inner membrane. The transcript has a single exon. Gene Ontology annotation, biological process: intracellular monoatomic cation homeostasis. The coding region runs from base 1 to 1176 and encodes 391 amino acids. Gene Ontology annotation, molecular function: ribosome binding.
AUGCCAUCGACCUCUUCGACUCGCACAGCCCUGCGUUUGCGGGGCAAUUGCCCAGCCAUCACCGCCAUGGCAUCAUCCCUGGUUCAGCAUCAGCACCUCCGCUAUCAACCUGCCGCCAUUCGCAAUUGCUAUAGCCUUUUGACUCGCGGCUACGCCAGCCCAUCAUCAUCUCCGAAAUCACAUACGCGCUCCCCAUCGUGUGCCCAGCCGGCCUCCCCAAUUGUCCCGUCCACCUCCUCAACGGCGACCACUUCUCUCGCCGACGAUGUCAACCCUCCGCCGAGCACCCGGCCAGCAGACCUCAACCUUCCAGAGCCAGUGUCCGCGUCGGCCGGACCGGCCGACAAGCUGAAACGCUACGUCGCGCUGGGCCGCGCGUACCUGUCCUUCUACAAGACAGGCCUCAAAAACGUCUACCACAACUACCGCGCCUCGCUCCCCCUCCGCCGCUCGCUGGGUCUACCCGCCUACCUUCCCACCUCGCCUCCCCCAGCACCCUCCACCUCCAGCACCGACAGCAAGACCACCCCUUUCCGCACAGCCGUGCACUCCCAACGCCUCAGCCGCGCCAACUUCCAGCUUGUCCGCCGCGCCGCCUACGACGUCCGCCGCAUGAUCCCCUUCAGUCUCAUCCUGAUCGUCUGCGGCGAGUUGACUCCGCUCGCCGUCCUGGUCCUGGGCAACGCCGUCACCCCCUUCACCUGCCGCGUCCCGCAGCAGAUCAAGAAGGCCCGGCUGCAGCGCGCGGCCCGGAAACGCGCCGCCCUCGCCGCCCACGAGGCGCAGUCGCGAGGCUCCGUUACGGGCCCCACGGCCGGCUCGGACGCCGAGCUCGAGCUGUUGGCCCGCGAGUUUGCACAUGCCAGCUGGGUCGAGAAGGCCUCGGCCCAGGAGAUUCUGCAGGCGUGUGCGGCGUUGGGGCUGGUGCGGACGCAUACCCGGCCCCCGGCGCUGGUGUCCUGGUUGUAUCGGCCGCGACUGCGGCGGUAUGUGGAGUACCUGGCGCUGGAUGAUGAGCUGAUCCGGCAGGGGGGAGGGGUCCCGGCCAUGGAGGCGGCGGAGGUCAGCAUUGCGGUCGAGGAGCGAGGGGGUGUGGGCGUUGCGGACGGCAAGGAGAGUUGGGAGGCAGAGAGGGAGGAGAGACGGUGGUUGCACCGAUGGUUGGAAAGGGCUUAA